Messenger RNA from Raphanus sativus (radish), 2007 nucleotides. RefSeq names its product actin-interacting protein 1-1. The transcript is spliced from 6 exons. NCBI's taxonomy places the organism in Eukaryota, Viridiplantae, Streptophyta, Magnoliopsida, Brassicales, Brassicaceae. The record is from RefSeq and is a predicted model, not a curated record. Gene Ontology annotation, biological process: actin filament depolymerization; positive regulation of actin filament depolymerization. Gene Ontology annotation, molecular function: actin filament binding. Gene Ontology annotation, cellular component: cortical actin cytoskeleton. Bases 1 to 1839 code for a protein of 612 amino acids.
AUGGCUAAACUAGUCGAGACAUUUCCUUGCGUUCCAUCCACAGAACGAGGUCGAGGCAUUUUGAUCUCAGGCGACCCUAAAUCAGACACCAUUCUUUACUGCAACGGCCGCUCCGUCUUGAUCCGGAACCUCCAGCGACCUCAAGACGUCGAAGUAUACGGAGAGCAUGGCUAUGCUGCUACCGUGGCACGUUACUCACCCAACGGGGAGUGGAUCGCUUCCGCUGAUGUCUCUGGUACGGUUCGAGUUUGGGGAACACACAACGGGUUCGUGCUGAAGAAUGAGUUCAGGGUCCUUGCUGGUCGGGUCGAUGAUCUCCAGUGGUCCUCCGAUUGUCUUCGGAUUGUCGCUUCCGGCGAUGGGAAGGGCAAGUCGCUUGUUCGAGCCUUCGCAUGGGACUCUGGCAACACAAUGGGAGAUUUUGAUGGACAUUCUCGUAGGGUUCUAAGUUGUGCCUUCAAACCAACGAGACCUUUUCGGAUUGCUACAUGUGGGGAAGAUUUCUUGGUCAACUUUUACGAUGGACCACCUUUUAAGUUUCACUCUUCUCACAGGCAACAUUCAAACUUUGUCAACUGCAUCAGAUAUGCACCUGAUGGUAGUAAAUUCAUCACUGUAAGCUCUGAUAAAAAGGGUAUGAUUUACGACGGUAAAACAGGAGACAAGAUUGGUGAAUUAGCCUCAGAAGAUGGUCACAAAGGCAGCAUUUAUGCUGUUAGCUGGAGUCCAGACAGCAAACGGGUGCUUACUGUCUCUGCUGAUAAGUCUGCCAAGAUAUGGGAGAUAUCUGAAGAUGGAACUGCUGGUUCUGUAAUAAAGACAUUAACGUUUACAGAAUCUGGUGGAGCAGAAGACAUGCUUGUGGGAUGUCUUUGGCAAAACAAUCAUCUCAUUACAGUGUCUCUUGGCGGUACCAUGUCCUUGUACUCUGCAGAUGAUAUGGAUAAGCCUCCAUUGUUGUUAUCUGGACAUUUAAAGAACGUCACUUCUUUGGCUGUUCUUGGGGAUAACCAGAAGACGAUUCUGUCUUGUAGCUAUGAUGGUCUUAUAGUCAAAUGGUUACAAGGAGUUGGUUACAGUUGCAAGUUACAAAUGAAAGAUAACACCAAGAUCAAGAGACUAGCAGCUACUGGAUCUAACAUUCUCUUAACCGGUUUUGAUAACAAGGUCUGGAGAAUGCCUUUAACUGACAACGGAUUCGGGGAUGCAGAUCAUGUUGAUAUAGGCCAUCAACCUUUGGACAUAAGCAUAGCUAUUGAUUCACCAGAGUACACAACACUAGUCUCUUUUGAGUCUGGAGUUGUGUUGCUCAAUGGUCUGAACAUUUUGAGCAAGAUCGAUCUUGGUUUUGUGGUGUCAGCCUCUGUGAUCUCACCUAACGGUAAAGAAGCUAUUGUAGGAGGACAAGACGGUAAGCUACACAUGUACUCAGUCUCAGAAGACAAUAGCCUCAAAGAAGAAACUGUGUUGGAGAAACAUAGAGGUGCUGUGACAGUGAUACGCUACUCUCCUGAUUUAACAAUGUUUGCUUCUGGUGACGCCAACCGCGAAGCUGUUGUCUGGGAUCGCGAGACCAAACAGGUGAAGCUAAACAACAUGUUGUUCCACACUGCUCGUAUAAACAGUUUGGCAUGGUCACCAAACAACAAGAUGGUAGCUACUGGGUCUGUAGACACUAACGUCAUUGUAUAUGAAGUGGACAAGCCAGCUUCGAGUCGCAUAACCGUAAGACACGCUCAUCUCGGUGGAGUUAACGCAGUCGCCUUUGUUGAUGAGUGCACCGUAGCAAGUUCCGGUGAAGAUGCUUCGGUUCGUAUGUGGCAUAUUGAGCCUCAAUGACCCAAACCAGACUUCUUAUUACAUCUUUUCAGUAUCAUCCUUUAAAGUUGUAGUCUCUAUUCUAAAUAGAAAAGUCGCUUGUUUGUACUGCAUUAAGCUAAGUAUCUUAUCAAAUGCUAGCUUAUCUAUAGUCAUGCGUUCGAGUACCGAAAUUUUAUAUUUUGUCCA